AUGAGAGUGGAGAAUGUCCGUGUGGAAAGUAUCCACCUCCAGUAUGAAAUACUCAUGCAGAGAUUUACCAAAUCUGAGGCACUGAGGAAUUCGCAUAAUUUUAAUCGCAAUUCAGCUGGGAAAUUAAUGAUAUUUCGUUGUGCUGGACCAACCUCUUUUCGCCAGCACGCUCUUACACCAAUCCAUGGUGUUUGCUUGACAAUUCAGUGUACAGCCGGUGUCACCCUUUCUUUUCUGCUUUUAAAUGGGCAGCAUUACGCAGAAGGUCACUUCAACAGCAAUAAGGAUUUGGAUGGGUGGUGGACUGGAUUUAUGCGCUUUAUAUGGACAUCUAAAAAUACAAGAACAUUUAAUUCUCCUCUAAAGUUCCCUAUUUUUUGGUUCACAACAAAUUGUGAAUUCACUGAAUCAGAUAAAUGUAAAGUGUUACAAUUAGGUUUCACAAGCUCUCUCCACAAUCUAAAAAUAAUAUUGGGUAUAGCAAGACAAGCUCCUAUUCUUGCAAAUCUAAAUUUUAAUUAUUUUAAUUUUUACAAAAUUGGUAAAAGCGAUAAAACAAUUCUCAUUACAAACAGUUUAUCAUUCUUUCCACAUCAAAUAACCCAUGUACGUCUUUGGCGGCAUAUACGAAGAAAUGAGCCUCGUGUUUGGUGUGGUAGGUGGGGUUUGUUUGCCAUUUGUAUUAAUGUGCCUAGGAUUUUGGUUAAUGUUUGGAGAUUUUAA
Molecule: messenger RNA, 723 nt
Organism: Echinococcus granulosus
Lineage: Eukaryota; Metazoa; Platyhelminthes; Cestoda; Cyclophyllidea; Taeniidae
Exons: 5
Coding region: 1-723 (240 amino acids)
Source: RefSeq, a predicted model, not a curated record